AAGAAGAAGAAGAAGAAGAAGAAGAAAAGUCUUAGAAUUCUUAACUUUUUCUCACCAAACUUUCAGCACAGAUUUAGAAAGUUAUUAAGCUAAAAGUUUACAAAACAGCCUAGAAAAUUAACUCUUUAGAAUUUAUUUGGAAAAAUUAAGUUAGAGGAAGCAAAAUUAGCCGAACGUUUUGAAAGUUUGCAAAAUGCUAAAGGAAACAUUAGAUAAACUUCUAGGAGAGAACACGCCUUUUCACAUCGCUGCCUCUACUCUGACACCCCUAAAUAAACAGAAGCAGCUGGAAAAUCAGCAAAGCAACAGAAAAGUUCCUGGUUUCACAUGAGGCUCCUGAUCAGGUGUGCAGAGAAAGUCCGGCUGGCUGAGCUGCUGCUGAGUGGGCGGAUGGAGAGGAGGAGGAAGAUCCUUCACCCCAGGGACACCUCUGAGGAAGAGGAGGAGGCCACGUCUUCCUCAGCCUUCCUGUGAGAUGGUGUUGGAUCACACAUGUAUCAUUAGGCAUCAUUAAGCUCAAAUUAUACAGAGGAGCAGAAAGACAGAUGCUGCUGUUGGCACAUUAUUUUACUCUGCCACCCCCCACAGCCUGAGGAGGAAGAGGAGGAAGAGGGGGGGGGGGGGGGGGCGUCUAAUACAUGUGUGAUUAAAGGAAGAGCUUCAUUUCAUCGCUGUUGACAUUGCAGAUGAAUGUGAAGCUGAGCGACGAAAUAUUAGAAAUAUCAGAAUCUGGAGCAGCGAGGAGCAGACAGGAGGAGUGGAUCAGUCACAGGGAGUCCUCCUCUUCCUCCUCCUCUUCCUCCUCCUCCUCCUGCUCGCUGCUCGUCUCUCCACCUGUUAGUGCAGACCCUCCGUCUUGCUGGUGCAGGAAUCUCCUCCACUCCCACAAUCAAAGUUCCUGCAGCUCCUGGAGAUCUGCGGCGCUUCAGAUCCGUUCCUGAAACUCUGGAGGAGAAACUUCUGGAUCCUCAGCAGAUUUACAGCAGGACGGCUGUGGUGCGUUCAGGAACAUCUGGGCUGAACGUCUGACCUGGAUCAGCUUUUUCCCUCCAUGAUGUCAAUCAGCUGCAUUUCUGCUGCUGCUCCCAUACAUCGGGGCUCCUCCUCCGCAGUGGAUCAGCUUCCAGCAGCCGUGUUGCUGCGCAGCGGCUGGUUGGACUGAAUGUGGGAGGAUCUGAAUCCCAAACAGACGCAGGCAGGAAAUUUUCAGUAAAUCCUCUUUUCUCCAGCAGCAGCGAGUCGAAUCGGUCUGUGGGCAGAUGGCCUCGCUGCGGCAGAAACAUCUACCUUCACAGCGAAGCUUUGCUCCCUCAGCCUCACUGAGCAGAAAGAGGCUGAAUGUGAAGCUUUCAGUCUGAAUUAGGUCGUUAUUCAUCGUCUGUCCACAGCAUCGAUGAAUCUAUUGAUCUACUGCUGGUCGGGUGGUUGGGCCCUGAACGCAUCGCGGCCGGUUGAGGAAGAACAGACUCAGAACCAGCAGCUACCAGAACGUCUUCUACACGACUCCAUGACGGUGCAGAGAGGAAAGAAGCUCAGCGUGUCCAUCCAGGAACACAUGGCCAUAGACGUCUGUCCUGGUCCCAUCAGGCCCAUCCGGCAGAUCUCUGCCUACUUCCCCCGCCUGUCCCCCACCUCCCCCACCCCUCCGUCCCCGGUGGCCCUCAGCCCCCCCGCUGCGGCGGCGCCGGAGGGCGGGGCCAACCUGCUGUCGCCGCUGCGGGCCCAGUGGGGGCGAGGCGGGUCGUCGUCCCAGAACAGCAGCGUGGAAACGUCGGUGGACAUCAACAGCGAGGACAGCGACGACAGCACCGCUCUGGGAACGCUGGAGUUCGAGCUGCGCUACGACGCGAGCUGCAGCGAGCUGCACUGCACCGUGCUGCGGGCCAAGGGUCUGAAGCCCAUGGACUUCAACGGUUUAGCUGAUCCCUACGUCAAGCUUCACCUGCUGCCUGGAGCCAGCAAGGCCAACAAGCUGAAGACGAAGACGAUCAGAAACAGCCUGAAUCCCUCCUGGAAUGAGACGCUGACCUACUGUGGGAUCACAGAGGAGGAUAUGCACAGGAAGACGCUCAGGUGGAGAAUUCAAACGGAGCUCGUUUUAUUCACUGGUCUCACUGGUCUGCAGUGGGAGAACCAGCAGCUGCACAGCCUGGAGGAACGCGGCCGCCUGCUGCUGUCGCUGCACUUCCUGCCUGAUGGAGGCGAAGGCCGGCUCAGCGGCGCCCUCUGUGUCGGCGUGAGGCGCUGCGCUCACCUGGCCGCCAUGGACGUCAACGGCUUCUCUGACCCCUACGUCAAAAUAUACCUGAAGCCCGACAUCCAGAAGAAAUCCAAACACAAAACCGCCGUGAUGAAGAGGACCCUGAACCCGGAGUUCAACCAGGAGUUUUCCUACGACGUCUCACUGUCGGAGCUGGCCAAGAAGACUCUGGAGGUGACGGUGUGGGACCAUGACCUGGGACGGUCCAAUGACUUCAUUGGCGGCGUGUUCCUGAGCUGCCGCUCUCAGGGCGACGCCCUUCGCCACUGGAUGGACUGCCUGAAGAACAAAGGUCAGCGGGUGGAGCGCUGGCACAUCCUGACCAAUGAGCUGCCGCAGAGCUCCAGCCACGACUAACGCCGUGACGCUGCCUGCGGUCGCCGCCUGCGGUUGCCGUGACGCCGCAUGCAGUCGCCGCCUGCGGUCACCGCCUGCUGUCGCCGCCUGCUGUCGCCGCCUGCAGUCGCC
Molecule: messenger RNA, 2728 nt
Organism: Poecilia reticulata (guppy)
Lineage: Eukaryota; Metazoa; Chordata; Actinopteri; Cyprinodontiformes; Poeciliidae
Source: RefSeq, a predicted model, not a curated record